Messenger RNA from Adineta steineri, 1170 nucleotides. Lineage: Eukaryota; Metazoa; Rotifera; Eurotatoria; Adinetida; Adinetidae. The record is from the annotation of a GenBank genome assembly.
AUGAAUAAUAGUAUAAUCGAUGACCAAUGUACUAUAAUUCGAGAUAGUGGAGCAAAAAUUAGUAUUGAAUUAUUAAAAACAUCAUUUGAUUUAUUUGUUUCUGAAUUAAAACAAAUCGAUGAUAUUGAUAUGAAAAAUAAUUUAAUUGAACAAAUGGUUUGUUCAUUAUCAGUUGUACCUUAUCGAAAUAAAAAACUUGCUGAUUUAAAAUUAUUAAAUCAUGAAUUUUAUUUUAUUUUACGUGAUAAAAUUCUAAUUGAAAAUUUACGUGAACGACAUAUUGAAGAUAAAAUUUACCCAAAAGUUUUAUUAGAUGUUUUAAUUUUCUUUAUGAAUUUAUCUUGUAAUAUAAAUAAUAAUAAUUUAAAUGAAUUUAAAUAUUUAUUUUUUCAUAAAAUCUUAAUUAAUGAAAUUGGAAAUUGUCUUAAUGAAAUGAGUACAUAUGGAAAAUAUCUUGAUAAUAAUUUAAUAAUUCGAUCAAUAAAUUAUUUAUUAAUUUUAUUUAAACAUUUUCAUGCAUAUGAUAUAACAAAAGCUGAUUAUUUAUCAAUUUCUCCAAUAUUUUAUGGUGUUAUUCAAUGUUUAUGUUGUUCAUAUUCAAUUGAUUUAAUUAAAAGUUUAAAACAAAGUUUUAUUCAAAAAUUAAAUGAUAAUCAAAUCUUAUUUCUUUGUUCAAUGCCAUAUUAUUUACAAUGGUAUUCAGAUUAUUAUCAUCCAGAAAAUAUUAUUAAAAUUUUAAGAAUAUUAUUAAAUGAAUUUACUUUAUGGAUGACAAAUUGUCAUCCCGAUACUUAUUAUCAAUGUUCAUCUCAACUUGCAAAAAUGAUUCGUCAUCUAACUUAUCUUUUUGUUCGUCCACUUAAAUCUGAUUAUAUCAAUAUAUUAUGUCAAGAUUUUUAUCAUGAUUAUUGUAAAUUAGUCUUACAUUGGUCAUUAAUAUUAUCAUCAAUAUUAUCGAAUUCUUUUAAUAAAUAUAAUAUUAAAUUAAAUAUAAGAAUUAUUGUUCAAAAUUUAUAUAAUUUUACUUUACAUUCAAAUGUAUUAAAUUUUAUGAAAACAAUUUCAAAUUUAAUUCCAAUGCUUUUACAAAUGACUGAUAUUCAAAAUGAUGAAAUACAAUUAAAUGUUUAUAGAUGUUUAGGAAAAAAUUAUGAUAGAAACAGAUAUUAA